Eupeodes corollae is the source of this 1884-nucleotide messenger RNA. It is a transcript of the gene wgn, whose product is annotated as tumor necrosis factor receptor superfamily member wengen. The record is from RefSeq and is a predicted model, not a curated record. Gene Ontology annotation, molecular function: protein binding. NCBI's taxonomy places the organism in Eukaryota, Metazoa, Arthropoda, Insecta, Diptera, Syrphidae. Bases 507 to 1256 code for a protein of 249 amino acids. The transcript is spliced from 6 exons.
CAAUUUCUAACGUCAGUCUCACAGUAAACGUGAACGAAUCAAGGUCCGCGCGACGCUACGCAACGAAAAAAAAAAUAAAUCUAUUUUUUUAAAUUUAAUUUUCUUUUUUUGUAUUUUUAAAUUUUUCUUUUUUUGUAAUUUUGAUUCAGAAAAAUAAAAUAUAUAAUAAUUUUUGUAUCUUUAUAAUUCGAUUCGGCUCAACUAACUGAUCUUGUUUUAUAUGCAAUUUAGUUCGAAUGUAUAAACAACUUCCCGCUGUUUUCCUUCCUUUCUGUGUGUCUCUCAAUCUACUAUAAAAAUUAAAACGAAGCAAAAAUAAUACAAACAAAAAAUCCAAAACGAAAGAACAAGCAAGGAAAAUGUAUAAACCAUAAAGCAAAAGUAUAACAACAACAACAACAACAUAAAAAUUAUUUCUCGGCUAAACACGACACAGUGCAAUAAUUCUUUCAAGAGGAAACGAGGAAGUUCUUCAGAUCGAAGAUCCAUGCAUUCGGAUAAGAUCGAUGAUGAUGAUGCUGCACCAACCCACGACCGAAAGACACAAAAAGAUUAUGUUACAACAUACGUCAAAUGGAGGAGGACGUAGAGUGACAUCAGCACCGGCAACGGCUUACCUGGCAGCUGUGGUGGUGAUAUUUUUAACGACAACAUGUUCCUCAUGCGAAGGGUCUCCUUGCCAAUCGUUCCACUGGUGGGAUCCAUUUCAGGAUAAAUGCAUUCCAUGCACAGAAUGUUCGGGUCAAAAAAUUGUUCUAAGACCCUGUCAAUUGCACAGAGACACGAUAUGUGGCUCAAUAUAUGAUUUAGAAAUUGAUUGGAUGCUUCUGGCGAAAACUGAGCCAAAUUGGAAGGAGCGUCGAAAGGAAAAAAUUCUACUUGUCGAAAAUGAAAAUAGCCAUAAUCAAGAGGAGAACCUCGAAAUCGACUGGCAGUUGAUGUCCCUAAUUCUAGUGGUUCUGGCUUGUUUGGUGUUCUUCAUCGCAGCCGCCUGUAUUCUUGUACAACACUUGCGACAAUGGCGACAAAUGGAACGCCGAUUAGACAAGGAUGUCGAGGAGUUGUCAGCAAAAUUAAUGGCGAGGUUAGCCGAAGUACAGAGUCUAGAAGGCGGUACGUUUUACAUUGAAGAUGCAAGUUCGAUAAAAAUUCAGAACGUGCGACCGCAACAAAUGCUUUUGAUUGGUGAGAAACAUACAAUCAAGCCCACACAGCCAGGGAAUGUGUACAUUGAAGAGGCCAGUUCCAAAGGAUGAACCUGUUAACAUGAUUUAUGUUUACCUUACAUACUACUCCAAGGACAUCAAGUAAUGUUUGAUUCGAUUGAUUAUUACAACAAUUGAAUCCACAAGAGCCAUUUAAAAAAUCUCGAAUUGAUUUCAAUGGAAAAUACAAAAAUAAAAAAAUACCAGAUAUUAUCACACAAGAAAAUGAUCCUUUGAAUUCAAAAACAAAAACAAAAAACAAAACAACCUUCUGAGUGCAAUGAAACAUUGCUAAUAUAUAAGUAAACGAUGUACAAAAUUAUUAUUAUAUAUUUUGUUGACUUGUUGUAAAAUCUAUUUUUAUUAAUAAUAAUAUAUUUAAUAAUUAUUUUGCUGACAUUUUGUAAAAUGAAAAACAAUAACAAUUAAAACAAAAUUGAAGCAAUUUCAAAAAAAGUCGUCGUUCGUCGUCGCAGUGCGUGCGUCGCUCCUAUUUAAUGCUAAUUAUUUAAUAUUGAGAGCGUUUCCUUUUUUUAUUAUUAUUUUAAUGGCUGCUGCUUAUUUUUAAUUACAAUACAGAAUAACGGUUUUCUUGUAUAUAAUUGUAGUAUUAUAAUAAAAAACCUUUAACGUUAUUUUUAUGUAAUGAAAUUAAAAUUGAAAAUAAAUAGAAAAAAAA